This is a messenger RNA of Blastomyces dermatitidis ER-3, 645 nucleotides long. RefSeq names its product chromatin-remodeling complex subunit ies6. Lineage: Eukaryota; Fungi; Ascomycota; Eurotiomycetes; Onygenales; Ajellomycetaceae. Gene Ontology annotation, biological process: chromatin remodeling. The transcript has a single exon. The record is from RefSeq and is a predicted model, not a curated record. Gene Ontology annotation, cellular component: Ino80 complex. Bases 1 to 645 code for a protein of 214 amino acids.
AUGGCCCCCGUCUCCACCGCCACGGAUGACUCCCACCAAAAACUCCUUGACCAGCUCGAUAUGGGCCGCUUCCCACGCCCUUUCCGCAACCCGCACUGGAAACCCUCCGCUCGCCGCAACAAAAAUGUAAAGCAAAUCCUCUCUGAAACAUCGCGCAAGGAAGCCUCCGUUCUUGCCAGCCAGAACAAUUCCGGCGCCUCCACCCCAUUCGCCCCCGUGUCUAGCACUCCCGUCACCGCAACCCCUGCAACGGAGAAUGGAACCGGUGACGGCACCCCCAUGACACCAGCCGCUGGAACAGGUGCAGGCGCGGCCUCGCGACCACCCAACAUCGCCCAGGCGGCCCAGAGCCUCUCAACCCUGGUGCUGGAGAAGAACUUCCGCUCUCUAGCCCAAAUGGGAAGUGGAAUGGCAAAUGGGAUGGGUCCAGCAGUAACUUACACGAACAUCGAAUCUGCGCCUUCUUUGCACCCAUCUUCGCAGAAGCGAUACUGCGAUAUCACAGGCUUGCCCGCACCAUAUACGGAUCCUAAGACGCGGCUGCGAUAUCAUGAUAAAGAGGUGUUUGCGGUUGUGAGGACGUUGGGACAGGGGGUUGCGGAGAGUUAUCUGGAGGUUCGCGGGGCGCAUGUUGUGUUGAAGUAG